CUCCAACCUCGGUCUUGAAUACCCAGCUGAAGAUUUGCAUCGAGACUGCUAAAGAAUAAGAAUUGGCACAAUGGCAGAUUGUCAGCAACAGAUGGCAGUUUAUAAACCAACAAUCACAGUUACAUCGAUCGAGGGAGGCUUGCAGGAAGGGAAGAGUGUUAUCAUAAUUGGACGGAUUUUGCCAGAUUCUAACAGAUUACAUGUGAACCUUCAGUGCGGUUCUGAUUCGGAGGCUGAUGUUGCUCUGCACAUAAACCCACACUAUAAGGAUGGCAGUGAACAUAUAGUGUACAACACCUACCAGAACAGAAGCUGGGGCUCCGGACAAUCCACGCCUGACUCUCCUAUCGUCAAAGACAAACUGUUCGCCAUCGAGAUCCUUGUCACCAAAGAGGCAUACAAGAUAAGUGCCAAUGGGAAACACGUAAUGGACUACGAACACCGUAUUCCAAUCACUCAAGUGAACACCAUCUCAGUGGACCAAGACAACAAGCUGGAGUUCAUUGGCUACCAGAAAUCUGUGGUGGUCCCGUACAAAACCCUGAUCAAAGGUGGGCUACAGGCUGGCAAUGCGAUUCUCAUUUAUGGAGUUCCUAAUACUGACUCUAAAAGGGUAGAGUUUAAUCUGCGCCACAGGAAUGGGAUUGCAUUUCACUACCUAUCCCUUUUUGAUGAGAAUGUGGUUGUCCGCAAUACCUCUGAGAAUGGGAAAUGGGGGGCAGAAGAAAGGAGUAGAGAUGUGCCUUUUAUAAAAGGUCAGCUAUUUCAGGUUAAAGUCUCCUGCAGUGCAGAGCAGUAUGAAGUGUCAGUGAAUGGCCAGCAAGCACACACUUACAAGCAUCGCUUUACUAAACUGGAGGACAUCGAUGUCUUUGAAGUUUAUGGACAGCUAAACUUGAUUUUUGUGCACGUCUAACAAGGAUCCAGGUUGAUAGGAAAUGCAUAGAUAAAACUUAAAUGAAUAUGUUAUGCAUUUAUAUAUAUAGAAAUUAAACUGGUCAAAUAGCUUCUGCUGGUGAUAAGAUAAACAUCAUUUUCUAUUUACAUAACACUGCUAAAAAAAUCUACAUUUAAAUAAAAGCUGUAGUAGAAAACUACUAAACAGCAUUUUCAUUAGUGGAUCAACAUGACCUUCAAUUAUUGUAAAUUUAAAGGUGCUGUAAGUGAUUUUUACUAAUUCAAAGGCGAAGCAUAAUUCAUAAUAUGGUAAAACACCUGUGAAAAAUAUUCAGUGCUGUUGACUGUAUGUUCUUCCAAUAUUGCUGUUUUCAAAUAAAGUCACUUGGCCAUCA
Messenger RNA from Carassius carassius (crucian carp), 1292 nucleotides. RefSeq names its product galectin-9-like. Gene Ontology annotation, cellular component: cytosol; nucleus. NCBI's taxonomy places the organism in Eukaryota, Metazoa, Chordata, Actinopteri, Cypriniformes, Cyprinidae. The record is from RefSeq and is a predicted model, not a curated record. The transcript is spliced from 7 exons. Gene Ontology annotation, biological process: positive regulation of gene expression; negative regulation of CD4-positive, alpha-beta T cell proliferation; negative regulation of type II interferon production. Bases 71 to 916 code for a protein of 281 amino acids. Gene Ontology annotation, molecular function: galactoside binding; carbohydrate binding.